Messenger RNA from Sebastes umbrosus (honeycomb rockfish), 5277 nucleotides. It is a transcript of the gene tdrd12, whose product is annotated as tudor domain containing 12. NCBI's taxonomy places the organism in Eukaryota, Metazoa, Chordata, Actinopteri, Perciformes, Sebastidae. The transcript has 38 exons. Gene Ontology annotation, biological process: germ-line stem cell division; transposable element silencing. Bases 191 to 4822 code for a protein of 1543 amino acids. The record is from RefSeq and is a predicted model, not a curated record.
UUACAGCUCGAAUUAGAUGGAAAACACCCGGAGAAAAUACUAAACAUUGCUUCAAAUAAACACCUGCCAAAUUCUGCUUCAUCUAGAGGCAUUUUAAUCGAGAACUAACGUCGUAGUGUGUCGACGCCGGUGAGCUAAUUGUCUGUUGUUUUUUGCGACUUCAGUGGGGACUGACGAGCCUACACACACCAUGCUGAAAAUAUCCAUAUUGAAGGUUGAGAGCCCGUCCUGCCUCUGGGGUCGGGUUGUUCGGGGUCACGGCGGUGAUGCAGAGACCACAGACCAGUACGACAGACUGCUGGCUCAGAUGAACCUCUUCUACCACGACGUCACUCAGGACCUGCGCAAGCUGAAGCCCACAUCGUUAGAGGAGGGACAGGUGUGUGUGGUGUACUGGUCAGUGAUGAAGUCGUGGUGUCGGGCUGUGGUGGAGUCGAUCAUUAUGGACUCGGUGUCCUGUCAGGCUCGCUGCCUCCUGGUCGACCACGGAGAACGACUCGUCGUCCCCUCAGACCAGAUCCGAAUCGCUAUGCAGACCUUCCUCCAACUGCCUUUCUGGGUGAGGAGGUUCCACCUGGCGGGAAUCAAACCAACAACCCUGCGAGUGUCUGUCUAUGAGGAGAAGACAGGGCUCAUUCCGUCCACUCAGUGGGACAGCUCUUCUACUCUCUACCUGCACAACCUGCUGCAAGCAUCGACUCGGACCGAGGCCGUGUUGCUUGAAUCCGAGUCGGACUCCACUUCCAUUGAGCUCUACCUGACUGUAGGGAACAUCAAGAUCUGUGUGAACGACGAUCUGGUGGCCAAGAAGUUUGCGUAUUACAGCAGAGAGUCCGCUGACAGCGGCGGGCUGAACGAGGUGGACCAGUAUCCCGUCAUGUUGUCCUCCAGCAUCUUAACCCAAACUGUCUGCACAAGCUCAAACAAGCCAACAGCACAAACAACCCAACCACCUGCUGCUGUUUCUUCAAGCUUUGACUCUGCGGCCGGAGCAGGCGAUUGGCUGACGACUGAUUGGCUGACGGCUCCCUCUCCGCCUCAGAGCCAACAACAUGAGCUGAAGACCUCUGAGGAAGGCAGGAGGUCAAAGGUUGCAGACGAACAACUGUCUCCGGGCAGCCAGUCAAAGGAUGGCUCAGACGUUGCUGCUGCUGCAGAGAGUGACUCGUCGGAGGACACAGACUCGUCUCUGGCUGCAGCUCUGACCAAAAAUCUCAGUCUAUUCAGGUUCUUGAAGUUUCUGAAUCCUGGCAGCAGCUACCAGCAGGCGGCUCCCAGUGUCAGUCAGCAUGAAGAGCUGAAAGACUGUCGACUUGAAGAGACGACUGCAGCAUCCAGUACCUGCACCGGACAGGAAGUGUACGCAGCCAGCACACCUUCAGCAAUUCAAUUAAUCCCUUUAAACAACAAUGAGCCUGUAACACCGCACAAGCAAGCAUUGCUCAGUAUGAGCGGAAUAAGUGGAGCUGAAGGUCUUUGUGAGAGCAGUCAGGUUGAAGAUCUGGCAGAUGAAGAAACAAGCAGUUCGAGUAGAUCAGUGAAGUCGGGACCAGCAGAGAAGACGUGGAGGAAUAAAGAGGACUGGGCCUGUUCACGCCUUUUGGAGUGGUUGAACCCGGAGCCUCUGAACCCCGAUCCAGGCGCUGCAGACGACGCGGCUGUUCCCACUGAUCCCAGGAGGAGUGGGAUUCUGGUGCACUCAGCUCUCCCAGUGGAGCCCUGCACCAGUGUGGAUGACGCCCCCAUCACGGAUAAUCUCCGCUUGGUGUUGCGGAAGAAGCAGUACAGCAUUCUGUCUCCAGCUGACCGUUACAGCUGGCCAGCUGUGGCUCGAGGGUGCAACACCCUCAUCGUCUCCCCCAACGCAGACCAGCCGCUCAGCUACUUCGCCCCGCUCCUCACCCACAUCCUGCUCAACUCCAUCUACACCUCCCCCACCUCCAGCGCAGGGCCCAUAGUGGUGCUGCUGUGUCCAGGCUGGGAGAAGGUCCAGGCGGUGUAUGACCUGCUGGAGGAAAUGAAGGUCACCCCAGUCCUCCACCCGGUCAUCGUGCUGCUGGGCGACAGCAAAGACGAAGCCAAGGCUGUCAGGAUCCCCAAAAACUGCCUGCUGUUAGUGACCACCCCCUUCAGUCUGGUCCGUCUGCUGUCCUGCCAUUGCUUCCUGUUCCUGCGUCUGUACCACCUCGUGCUGGACGAGGCCGACCAGCUCUUUACUCUGGCUCCAGAUCAGAUGGCGACCAUUUUGCAGCAUUUCCAGAAGGUGACCUCCAGCGAGCAGAAGGCUUCCUGUCCUCAGCAGCUCGUCGCCGUGACGAAAAGAUGGACCAGUCACAUGGAGGGUUUGUUAGCCAAUCACAUGCCAUACCCCUGCGUUGUCAUGACUGUCCCGGAGGAAGCUGCUCUCUAUGGUAACGUUCAGCAGAUCAUCCUCAUGACUCUAGAGAGCAGUAAGAUGUCGGUACUGUUGGGUCCGUUGGAUUUCACCCCCAAAGUCGGCCAGAAGACUCUGAUCGUAGCCAACUCUGCUCAGGAGGUUGAAGACGUGUUCAAGGCUGUGAGCAACAAAUCAGCAUUCUGCUUCAAGACCCACGAGGGGUUAACACACCAGUUUGACUUCGUCAUCCAGCAGUGGAGGAAAGACAUCGGCCCCGGCACUCACGUUAUUCUGGUGAUCACCUCCGAGUGUCUGAAGUGUCUGGGAAUCAGAGAUGCGACUUGUGUCGUCCACUAUGGCUUCCCCACUUCCCCCAAAGUAUUCGGCGGCCGACUCUUCUGUAUGGCCGACAACUUCAGGAACCUUUCUGAACGAGCUUCCUCCCAGGAUCCGACAGAGAGCCACCCUCAUCCCACCAGGUCGGUGCUGCUGAUCUCUGAGAGGAACGCCUGUCAUGUGGUCGGGAUAUUGCGUUACCUGGGGCGAACCAACGCCACGCUGCCCCUGGAGCUGCUGUCCUUCGCCCAGGGCGUCCAUGUGGCCCGGGAGGACCAGAAGACCAACAAGCCUCUCUGCAGCUACCUUAAGAGCUUUGGAGUCUGCAGAGACAGCAUUGUGUGUCCCGACCGUCACAGAUUAAUUUCCCAUCUGGAUCAGUCGGUGCUUCCUGCCUCAGGAGUCAUAGAGGUUGUGCCUCUCUACAUUAAGACGGCAUCAGUGUUCUACGGUCGUAUUGUCCAGAAGGACGGAGGCUUCCAGAGCAUGGCGUCUGAGAUGACUUCUUACUAUGCCGACAAGAAACCUGGAGCCGAGGAGAUGCUGGAGGGAGGCUUAUACGCCGUGCAGGAGGACGAGGUCUUCCACAGGGUGAAGAUGCUGUCUGUCCCAGACAGAGGUGAACGGCUGUUUUUCAGCGUCAUGGUUCGGUUCAUUGAUGUGGGUAAGGAGGAGGAGGUCAAAUCCCAUCAGGUCCUCCAGCUCCCGGAGCAGUUUCACUCUCUGCCCGGCCAGGCCGUGGAGAUCAUCGUCUGCCGGGUCAAACCAGUCGACGCCGAGACCGACUGGCACCCCAAGGUCACCAGAGUGAUCAACAAGAAGAUCCGAGGCCUGCAGCACCGAGCCAGAGUGGUUCUCAGUCUGGGAAAUACUGUUUUUGUUGAUCCCAUGGUCCGUGUGACCCAGGUGCCAGGUAUGAAAACGGUGAUCAAUGAAUACAGCGUGCAGUCAGAGAUCCUGAACACUGAGUGGGGAGUCAGCAACCCGGAGCACCUGGACCUGCUGAGGGCGCUCUGCCAGGAGAGCAAGGCCAGCAGCAACAAGGCGGCGGGUCACAUCUCUGGGUCGGGGGAUGCUCCAGCGUCUCUGGAGGUCAGGAUCAACGCUGAAGUGGAAGUUCUGGCUGAAGCCUUCAGAGCAGCCGAGGUCAGUCAGCUCGCUGACCUUCCUCACCUCGAGCCAUGUGAGCCUCCUAGUCCAGUGUCUUCAAUGAUCCAGUCCCUGGUCCCAGCACCACCAGCAGCUGAACUCCACCUGGUCCCAGCACCACCAGCAGCUGAACUCCACCUGGUUCCAGCACCACCAGCAGCUGAACUCAACCUUGUUCCAGCACCACCAGCAGCUGAACGCCACCUGGUCCCAGCACCACCAGCAGCUGAACUCCACCUGGUCCCAGCACCACCAGCAGCUGAACGCCACCUGGUCCCAGCACCACCAGCAGCUGAACUCCACCUGGUUACAGUGUGUGAUCAGAAACCCCUGUUGGCCAGCCAGGCUGCUGUUGGACAGAGAAACACCCACACUGCUGAUCUGAAGUCAGCUGAGCAGAUGAUGAGGAUCGUUGAAGGAGGAGAACUUUGCCCCACAACCAACCAGGCUGCUCGUCUCAACCCCGGGGAAAAUGGUGUUUCUGCAGGAGACGAUCAGAGCAGCAGCCAGCAGCUCAUCAGCACUAAUGAGAUGGACUGUGACGAGUCCACAAAAAGUUUCCACCCUCCGGCCCGUUGGUACCAGACAUCCGACUCUGUGAUUGUGACGGUGAAGCUGACGAACCCUGAGAGCCAGCGCUGUGAUUUCUACCCUGACAGAGUCGUUUACAGUGGCAAAGCGAACGGUCGGACCUACAGAGCCGACCUGCAUCUUCACGCCAACAUCGCUGCUGACAGCUGCUGCUGGGAAAUGAAGUGCAAUGAGCCGGUCCUCAAACUGGUCAAACAACAGCAGGGAUACUGGGAAAGACUCGUCAGGAACAAGGAUAUUUUUGUGAGUUAUGACAUGGAGCACUUUGAAGAGGAUGAAGACAGAACCCCAAAUGGUCUGUGUUUUGUAGCGAACACGGGAAAGGACGACUGGUAUGUGAACUCAGAGAGCGGCAGUGAGAGCGACUGAAGAUUAAAGACUAAGAAACAAAAACACACCUCAUCUUUUCACUUAUGUCAUGUAGUAUUAUCUCAGGGCCACAAGAAUAUUAUCAUCCUGCUGUGACCUUUGACCUCCUUAUUGUUAAAUGGAUCUGAGAAUAGAACCUUCUGCAGUGACUUUAUGAACAAUCAGGACAUAGAAGUAGAAUAGGAGUAGAACGGACUUUCCCAAGAUAAAUCAGUGUAGCAGGACGUUUAGAGCGGCGGAUAUUUUUAUGUGUACCGUUUCCAUUGCGACCGUUGUAGCGGGCUAAUUUCCGUAUAAGCUAAACCAACUUACAUAGUAAUGCUAAAGAGUAAAGAAGCAAAGAGAUGAAACUCUGGUGCCUUUUGGACAAAAGCCGUUAGAUAGCGUGCCGCCAUUUUUGGAGGCACGUCUGUAAAUCAGAGGAUCAUUUCUUUUAGGUAAUUCAACUUCCCAGU